CGGGCCGGGGUUGUAUUCCGCUGCAUUGCUGGAGAGAAGCCUGUUCCCACAGGCAGUAAACAAUGGCUGGACGCUGCUCCUUGUCCUCGGCUCUCCUCCUGCACCGAGCAGCCAAGCAGUGCUGGAGACAGCGUUUUCAUUGCGGGGGUUUCUCCUCUUCCCUCCUGGAAAAAUGCGUGGCCAGCAACCUGCUGUCAGAGCCGGUACCGAACGGCGAGGCUUCAGAAGAUGGGCUGGGAUUUCGGAAAAGCCGUCGUUUUGCCCGUGAGCCCUCGCUGCCAUUCUCUGCGUUUCUAACAGACCGCUUUGAGAGACGACACAGCUACCUACGCAUCUCCCUGACAGAAAAGUGUAACCUACGCUGUCAGUACUGCAUGCCCGAGGAAGGGGUCAAGCUCACCCCGAAACCGCAGCUGCUGACCACUGAGGAGUUGAUGGCGCUGGCCCGGCUGUUCGUCCAGGAGGGCGUCGACAAGAUCCGGCUGACGGGUGGGGAGCCCCUCAUCAGGUCAGACGUGGUGUCCAUUGUCGCCCAACUGCGGGAGCUGGACAAUCUGAAGACCAUCGCGGUCACAACCAACGGAAUUAGCCUGGCACGACAGCUGCCGAGCCUGAAGGAAGCUGGUCUCGAUCUGAUCAACGUCAGCCUCGACACGCUGGUUCCCGCCAAGUUUGAGUUCAUCGCCCGAAGGAGAGGUUUUCACAAAGUGAUGGAGGGUAUAAACAAAGCCCUCGAUGCAGGCUAUAAUCCUGUUAAGGUGAACUGUGUCGUCAUGAGGGGCUUGAAUGAGGAUGAGCUCCUGGACUUUGUGAAGCUGACAGAGAAGAAGCCUUUGGAUGUGCGGUUUAUUGAGUACAUGCCAUUUGAUGGUAAUAAGUGGAACUUUAAGAAGCUGGUGAGCUACCAGGAGAUGCUGGGCACCAUUAGGCAGAGAUGGCCUGAACUAGAGGAGUUGCCUUCAGGAGCCUCUGACACAGCAAAGGCCUACAAGGUCCCUGACUUCCAGGGUCAGAUUGGAUUUAUCACCUCCAUGUCUGAACAUUUCUGCGGCACUUGCAAUCGGCUGAGGCUCACGGCUGAUGGCAAUCUGAAGGUGUGCCUCUUUGGGAACGCCGAAGUAUCUCUGAGGGAUGUCCUGAGAUCUGGAGCCACAGACUUAGAAAUCCUGGAGAUUAUCGGAGCUGCCGUGGGCAGGAAGAAGAAGCAACAUGCCGGGAUGUUUAACAUAUCGCAGAUGAAGAACAGACCCAUGAUUCUGAUUGGCAAAGAUCGUGCUUCUCCAGGUGCUGCUUACAACAACACUAACUCAUCCCGACCAAGUCGGAGGGGCUCGGGGCCCGUCUGGGUGGGAAGAACAUUCUGGAAUGAUGUGUUGAGCGGGGAGGGAGGCCUGUUAACCUUUAGGGGCGGAGUGGGGCCCACCAAGGGCCGGCCUGCCCUCAGAACAUACCGUGCUGCCCUCCGCAGACCCGGCAAGAGUGGAUCUGAAUGGGACGGUGGCCAGCAGGGCGGAACGGGGCAGGAGGCCGGGAGCCUGACUCACGUCGAUGCCCAGGGGGCGGCGGUCAUGGUGGACGUGGGGGGUAAGCCGGACACGCAGCGCACGGCCCAGGCCCGGGCCGUGGUGCGACUGGGUGAGCAGGCCUUCCGGCUGCUGCGGGCCGAGCGGCUGCGCAAGGGGGACGCCCUGGCGGCCGCUCGCUUGGCGGGUAUCGGCGGCGCCAAGCUGACUGCCCAGCUCAUCCCGCUGUGCCACCCGGUCGGGCUGCACCGGGCCGAUGUGCGGCUGGAGCUGGACGAGGCCCGGUGGGCAGCAGUUGUCACGGUGACCUGCGGCACCUGUGGCAAGACAGGCGUGGAGAUGGAGGCGCUGGUGGCGGCCAGCAUCGCGGCGCUGACCAUCUAUGACAUGUGCAAGUCCGUCACUCACGACAUCAUCAUUGAGGACAUUAAGCUGCUGAGCAAGACAGGCGGGAGACGUGGGGACUUCCACCGGGCUGACUGAGCAGCGGCUCAUUUGUCACCGCACCAGAACCCACCCCAUUUCCGAAACCCCUUCCCCCUCCAGCCAAGUCAUGGAAUUAACAUUGCAAAGCACCCAAUCCCAACUCUCUCUUCAUUCAUCGUGCGAAUAUAAAGCCCUUGCCCCUUUUUACCUUUUUUGUUGUUUGUACUCCACCUUGGCCUCGUUACCAUUUUUCCUUCUGCCUCCUGUGACAGGGGCAGGAGGGAGAGAAAUCCAAGGUCAGGGGAACUUGGGAAGCCACCUUCUCCAGCAACCUACGAACCCAUGGCACUUUUACCACACCCCCUCCUCCUUCCCCCCCCCCCCCAUAUUUUUGUUUCAUCCAGAAGCACUCUUGCACGUGACUAAACUUUUCCCUUUGUUCCUCCCUGUUGCCAGAUCAUCUGCGCUAUCUCCUUCAUCUUUUUACCACACGCCCCAGUAAAUCACCUGUUUUUUUUUGCCUCGGUUGACACACCAAGCCCAGUAAAGGGUAGGGAGUUGUUGGGGGGUAGGUGUGUGGCUAAAUGUGUUAUCGCAAUUGGAGUCGAAGCAGUAUAUAUCAUGCACCUUCCUCCAAAGGCAUUGAGAACCGUUACAGCACUUGUUAUAAAUGCACAUGAUGCACCCAUACUGAGGCCUUUCUGAACAGGAAAACAGCAGAGCCAAGUGGGAAGAAGUGAUGGGAACUAAAUUCAAACAGUUGGGAUUUUUAUUUACAGGCUUUUCUUUUUCAAAAGGGAGAGGAGCUCGGGUUAGAAGCAUUUUGGGCAGUGCCCUUCCUGGUCUUGAUGUCCCAGAGCAUCUCCACUGUUGUAAUCCCAGGGAAUGCUUCUCCAAGAGUCCAGAUGAGGGACAGCAGGAACGUGGGCUGGAGGGUGGGUGAGGAGGCAGCAGAGGAGGAUGGUGUUAAGGACUGGGGUGGGAUGGAAGGGCACGAGUGGGCACAGAUGCAGCACCUCAUUUGGAUGGCUCACAUGCCCCAUACAAUGUUGGCAUUUAGAAGUGCUCCAAAAGCCACAAGGAACUGCACGAGUCAGUAGGUUUGGAUGAUGGAAAGAUAGAAGAGGAGCUGGUCACGACAAAAAAAACAUCAGGAGGUAUAGUGGAAAGGUGCUGGGUGGAAUAUGGCACGGGAAUUUUGAUUGGUCUCAGUUAGGAGGUAGAGAUGUUAGGACCUUGAGAUGUGUACAUCUUCCAUUAACAGUUGGGUGGAAAGUAAGUACAGGAGCAGGGAUAAUGGGAACUGCAGAUGUUGGAGAAUCCAAGAUAAAGUGUGAAGCUGGAUGAAGGGUCUAGGCCCGAAACGUCAGCUUUUGUGCUCCUAAGGUGCUGCUUGGCCUCCUGUGUUCAUCCAGCUUCACACUAAGGACAGGAGCGGGCUUGUACUUGGAGCGACUGAGUGUAUUAGUCGCAGGUUUUUAGCUCCUAGUAUUCUUCCUGUUGCUCCCAGUUGUGUGCGCUGUUCCCUACAGGAGUUUUGCCUCUUGGGUCUUUCUAACUCAAGUUCCGCCUUCACUGAGCCGGUUCCCACCGCCAACAAAGCCAUUGGGCACGGUAAUGUUUGUGUCGUUGCUCUGUCUGUAUUAAAUGCUGUGGUUCAGUUGCCUUUCC
This is a messenger RNA of Stegostoma tigrinum, 3620 nucleotides long. RefSeq names its product molybdenum cofactor synthesis 1 (gene mocs1). Gene Ontology annotation, biological process: Mo-molybdopterin cofactor biosynthetic process. Gene Ontology annotation, molecular function: cyclic pyranopterin monophosphate synthase activity; 4 iron, 4 sulfur cluster binding; metal ion binding. The coding region runs from base 63 to 2006 and encodes 647 amino acids. Lineage: Eukaryota; Metazoa; Chordata; Chondrichthyes; Orectolobiformes; Stegostomatidae. The transcript is spliced from 11 exons. The record is from RefSeq and is a predicted model, not a curated record.